Messenger RNA from Cladocopium goreaui, 945 nucleotides. NCBI's taxonomy places the organism in Eukaryota, Dinophyceae, Suessiales, Symbiodiniaceae. The record is from the annotation of a GenBank genome assembly.
AUGGUUGCAACUUGCUCCGGGACGAAAACGGCUCCGUUGCAAGAAUGUCGUUUGCGCUGCUUGGCUUGUUUGAAUGCAAGGCUUGAGCACAUUGCCUCUUAUCAGAAAGUCAUCAAGCAGAAUGUAUUGCUGAUCAUUGCCAUGCACUGGUUUUUGCCGCCGCGACUAAACGGCACUUUGGAGCAAUGGCGUCGCGUCUUCCUGCUACAACGGAAACGACAAUGUGGAGCAAUGCCGUUCGCGCCUUCCUACUUCAACGGAAACGACAAUGUUGAGCACUGCCGUGUAGAGCUUGACAGACUGCCCAGCUUCACAAGCAUCGUGAUCCUGGAGAAUGAGGUGCAGAUCUUCAAGCUCCAAGCAGUGACAUCGGCUACCACUUUGUUCACAGCAGUGUUCGAGUUGGCCGUUUUGCUUGGAAGAUUCAGCUGGAGCAGCACCAGUCGCCAGAAUCUUUUCAGCCUUCUGCUUCGGUGCUUUCUUUGGCGCAGCAGCAGAAGCUCCUUCAACUUUGGGCAAGCUACCAGGCGUGCCCAGAGGCCGAUGGAAGCUGAAGUGAGGAAGCGGAUCGCUUUGGCAAAGUUUCGCUUCUUGUGGAGCGAUCUGCACUUGGUCAUGGCUUGCAGAGCAAAGAGAGACAUCUUCAGGAUAUUACCAUCCUCCACCGCUUUGCUGAUGUGCAGCAAUCGGUGCUUUCAAGUGCUUGAGUCCGGCUGUACCUUCUGGCUACAGCUUGAAGUACCUGGCAAGGUGACCUGGCCCUUCCGAUUGUCAGCAGAUAGGGGCAUGUCAGCUGGAAGUCGCUUCACCACGAAGGAAUUGGGACCACUUUGCCAAAGUCCUGCGUGUGGCCAGGGGAUCUUGUGGCGAGCCCGCUACUGGCACCACCGCUUCGAGGUGAAGAGUUUAGAACUCCCCACUGAGACAAAUGGCUGGUGCGAAUAG